CCCCCCCCCCCCACUCGUCGUACAAUGGAGGUCCCAAACCUCGCAGACAUCAUCCUCGCUCUCGACAUCCUACCCCCAGUCCCCAUCUACCUCAAACAAUGGGUACACGGCGAGUCCCCCAUCUCCACUUGGCCCGUCGUCACAGGCUGGCUCGUGGGUUACCUCGGUGUCAUCUUCGGCAUUCGCGAGAUCAUGAAGCCGUACAAGCCUCUCAAGCUGAACGGUCUCUUCCAGAUUCAUAACCUUUUCCUCGUCACCGUCUCUGCUCUCGUACUCGUACUUAUGUUGGAGGAGAUCCUUCCUCACUGGUACAAGCACGGCUUCUUCAGCGCGAUCUGCAAUACGACAGCAUGGACACCCCGUAUGGAGUUCUACUACAUCGUGAACUACUACAUCAAGUACGUCGAGCUGAUCGACACCGUCUUCCUGGUCCUUAAGAAGAAGCCCCUCGCGUUCCUCCACGUGUUCCACCAUGCCGCGACCGCGCUCCUCUGCUUCACCCAGCUCGAGGGCAGGACCUCCGUCUCCUGGGUCGUCAUCAGCAUCAACCUCGCCGUCCACGUGCUCAUGUACUACUACUACUAUGCCACUGCAGGCGGCGCCAAGAUCUGGUGGAAGAAGUACCUCACAACCUUCCAGAUCGUACAAUUCGUUAUCGAUCUAUUCGUUGUCUAUUUUGCCACAUAUUCCUACUUUGCCGCGACUCGCUGGGACGCGCCAUCCUUAGGAACCUGUGCAGGCACGGAGGGCGCGGCACUCUUCGGCUGUGGUCUUCUGACGAGCUACCUCUUCCUCUUCAUUUCGUUUUACAUUAACACGUACACCAAGAAGGGUGCCAAGAAGGCAAAGGGCCAGCACAAGACCCUCAGGGAACGGAUCAACGGCAGCGCGAACGGUCACGUCCUGGACGCACUCGCGAACGGCAAGGACCCAAGCGUGCUGGACAAAGUCAACUAAUUGCUUACAGCAAUCCACACGCGUCUCCCAUCCCCUCCCUCCCACAUUUCCUCUCGGCCUCAUGCCCUCUAAUGCAAAAUCUCCCAUCGUCCGACCCUCCCUCCAUUCAUCCACCCAUCUAUCCUCACGUCCCCUUCCCGCGAGCACUCCCUCGCCUGUUCCCAACGUCCACGUCAGCCCCGAGCCAGACACGCAUACCCAAUACCCCAGUCGUGCGCGACCCAAGCCCGCACCCGUCUUCUCACCCUAAAACCUCAGCUUAUGCUCCCCCAUCUC
This is a messenger RNA of Dacryopinax primogenitus, 1233 nucleotides long. RefSeq names its product GNS1/SUR4 membrane protein. Gene Ontology annotation, cellular component: endoplasmic reticulum membrane. The record is from RefSeq and is a predicted model, not a curated record. Bases 25 to 957 code for a protein of 310 amino acids. The transcript is spliced from 4 exons. NCBI's taxonomy places the organism in Eukaryota, Fungi, Basidiomycota, Dacrymycetes, Dacrymycetales, Dacrymycetaceae. Gene Ontology annotation, biological process: fatty acid elongation, saturated fatty acid; very long-chain fatty acid biosynthetic process; fatty acid elongation, monounsaturated fatty acid. Gene Ontology annotation, molecular function: fatty acid elongase activity.